Molecule: messenger RNA, 1167 nt
Organism: Penicillium expansum
Lineage: Eukaryota; Fungi; Ascomycota; Eurotiomycetes; Eurotiales; Aspergillaceae
Product: lactonase family protein
Exons: 2
Coding region: 1-1167 (388 amino acids)
Molecular function (GO): protein binding; 6-phosphogluconolactonase activity
Source: RefSeq, a predicted model, not a curated record
AUGGUUCACUGUCUUCCUUUCUUCAUAUCCCUGGCGGCUGCCACGAACCUCUAUGCCACCCACUAUAAUGGAUACGUCUACUCGCUCUCUCUUGAUGGCGAAAACUCGCUUUCUGUCACUUCAUCCUCAAAAACAUGUGGCGAUGCCCCUAGUUGGCUUACAUUUGACUCGUCAACGCGUACAAUUUAUUGUUCCGACCACGCGGGCAAUGCGAGUAUGAAUGGCUUGUUGAGCUCAUACUCCGUGAAUCAGGAUGGGGGACUGACGGAGCUCGCGAGCACCGUGGAUGUGGGCGCCGCGGUCCACAGUAUUAUUUAUGGCGGCAAGCACGGACGCGAAAAGUAUUUGGCCAUUGCCCACUACGGCGGUUCCGCCCUUUCGACCUUUUCCUUACCCCUUAAGUCCGAUAAGAAGCCCUUGGAGGUAUUCCACUACAAAAUGUCCCAGCCCGGCAUCAAACCUCAGCAGGAUUCGCCGCACCCGCAUCAGGUGAUCCUCGAUCCAACCGGUGAUUUUAUCCUUGUCCCCGAUCUAGGCGCCGACCAGGUCCGCGUGUACGCCAUCAACCAGAACUCGGGACACCUAAAUGUGUGCCCUAGUCUUAAUUACACCGCUGGCAGUGGACCGCGACACGGGCUGUUCUGGAAAUCCGACCCCUUGCACUCAGACCACGCUCCGGUGACUAUGCUAUACACUGUCAGUGAACUGGGCGGCCACUUCAAUGCAUUCGCUGUCUCUUACUUGUCCUCCGGUUGUCUCGGGUUCAAGGAGACUCAAUCCUUUGUGCCAUACCCAGGCGGACAGUUACCAGCUGCGGGUACGCCAGCAGAGCUCCGUAUGAGUGGGAAUUAUCUUUAUGCUUCGAUUCGCUUUGAUCAAGGUUUCGCCCCAAAUGAUUCCAUGUCCACCAUGGUUCGUUCUCCCAAUGGCACGGUGUCUUUCAGCCAGAUCACGUCUGCCUAUGGCACAGUUCCCCGUACUUUUGCCAUCAACAAGAAGGGUACUCUGGUGGCUAUUGGGGACCAAGUUUCAUCUAAUGUUGCCAUCGUCGAAAGAAAUCCGCGGAGUGGAGCUCUCGGAAACCUAAUCGCCAACUUGGAGGUUACACAGCCUGGUCAGGCUAGUAUAUCAUCGUCGGGCUUGAGCAGCAUCAUUUGGGAAGAGUAA